This is a messenger RNA of Pecten maximus, 3515 nucleotides long. Its product is annotated as B-cell receptor-associated protein 31-like. Bases 127 to 831 code for a protein of 234 amino acids. The record is from RefSeq and is a predicted model, not a curated record. NCBI's taxonomy places the organism in Eukaryota, Metazoa, Mollusca, Bivalvia, Pectinida, Pectinidae. Gene Ontology annotation, cellular component: endoplasmic reticulum; endoplasmic reticulum membrane. The transcript has 8 exons. Gene Ontology annotation, biological process: endoplasmic reticulum to Golgi vesicle-mediated transport; intracellular protein transport.
GCUGAUCAUGAUAACACUCACUGAAAACUUGGACAGCUACAAGUAACAUUAUAUGUACUGUAUAGUAUAUAUAUUUCAGUACGAAGGUCAAUACUUAUCAAUAUAAUUUCCAGUAAAAGUCUGAAGAUGGCUCUUCAGUGGACAUUUAUCGCUACCUUCCUUUACUUUGAGAUUGCUUUAGUCAUUCUACUGCUGCUACCAUUUGUAUCACCUGCAAGAUGGCAGAAGAUUUUUCGCUCCAACAUUGUCAGCAGUGCGUCUGCCUACUCCUAUAUAUACUUCAAUGUGUUCAUCGCCAUUCUUCUGUUGCUGUUCGUAGAUUCCAUCAGAGAGGUCAACAAGUACUCCGUGCCCGUUGCAGAAGUUGACCUGAAGCACAAUCUUGACUCAGAAAACCUUGCACACAUGAAAUUAUUUCGGGCCCAGAGGAACUUUUACAUAACUGGAUUUGCUCUGUUUUUGUGGUUUAUCAUUCGUCGUUUGAUGACACUCACAUCAGAACAUGCAAGGCUAAGUGCCGAGUGUGAAGCUAGUCAGAAACAGGCUAAGUCGGCUAAUGAAGCUGCAAAGCGCCUCAUGGAGGAACAAGACAAUAAACGGAACAAGGCUGCUGAGGAUGACACAGCAGAAGAGAAAAGUUUGGCCCAACAGUUAGACAAGACUAAGGAGGAGCUGGUCAAGGUCAAACAAGAUUACAAGAAAGUCAAGCUAGAUUUAGACGCACUACGUAGCCAGGCUGAGGGAACAAACAAAGAGUAUGACCGUCUGCUCAAGGAGUAUUCAGACCUCCAGAAAAAAUUGAGCGAGGAUGGAACGAAGAAAGACAACUAGACUGUUGUUGUUGACUAACUGAAAUACUUUCUUCCACUCACCCUUUUUUCGCUCUAUGUACAAGUCCAUCAUUUAUUGGUUCUAACAGAGGAGAGUUAUAAUAAAAAUCAUGAAGCUGAUAAUGGACUGAAGUAAAAAAAAAAAAAAAGGAUCACUGAUUUUUUGGAAUUUCUUUUCACGAAAGGAAUAUACUUUGGCAGUUCAGACUUCUUCAUUGACUGGGUGCUGACAUUUGAAGAUUACUAAAAGCAAAGAAUCAUUUGCUUUAGACCAGAAAAUUUACAGAAAUAGUGCAAAAGUGUCUUCAGUCCUUGGGGUAGAACCAGAUGUUGUUUUCUUUCAAUAUUAUCUUAUCAAUAAUUAUAAAUCUCUCAAUCAAAAUAGGUGAAUAUUUUGAUAUCUAUUAUAUUUCUCAUUAAUCAGUCUGUUUUUGUAUGUAGGUAUACCUAUUAUUAUGGCAAUGGUUUGUACAUUUAAAAUAAUUAUUUGGUUUGUAUGUUUAUCAAAUAUCCCCUGUACGUGAUAAUGUAUAUCUCAAUAUAAAGGUAAUUUUCUAGUUGAAGUUCAAUAGUUUUGAAUAUAACAGCUAUUUGAAUAAUGUUUUAUAUAGACUACAUAUUCUGAAUUUAUUUCAUAGUCAUUGGAAGAGAUUCCGUACCGUUAAUGUAGACAGGGAUUUCUAUCGGGAUAUGAGACAUGAUCAAUAUUUGAACGUUUUCUUUGAGUAAAAGCAACAACUUUCAAAAGUAAGUCAAAUUUUUACACUGGAUGUUUUCUCAUUUACACGGUCAUCAUUGAAUUAUGUUUUUAAAUAACAACAUUGACAAAAUAUUUUAAAUUUACAUUGUACAUUUCGUUAUAUCAUUUCAAUGCAAAAAAAAAAAAUAUUUUCAAAGUUUUCAAAACUCAUUUUAAAACACAGACAUUUCUAUAACUUCACAUUCAGCACUAGAUAUUGUCAAAUAUAGUUUAUUUACAGAAUUUCCUGUUUGUGUUGUAAAGGUAAGAAUAAUACUGGCCUAAGCUUGGGUCAUUGACUUGCUUGAUUUCAUCAGUAAGCCUGAUAUUGACUUUAACAUGACCUAAGUACCCUCCUGGAAUCAUCUUAUUCAUUUAUUAUUUUUAUUUGAAAAAAAAAAUGAAGUUCAAACAAGCAAGAAUAAGCUAAAAUAUUAUAGAAUAUCAUCUAAAUACUAUAAUAAAGAUAAACAAACUGAAAUUUUAAACGUCCCAUUCAUAUGACUAAAGAAUAAAAAAUCCCUAACUUCACUCAACAUUAUUUAUUUUUAAACCCUUUAACAAAUUUUGGAUAUAACUAAAUAAUUCCUCUGGUCCAGUGGAAUUGGCAAUAAACAAGAUUCACUGUGAUGUUGUUUAUAAAAACUUGGUACUUACUGAAACUUUAAAUAUCUUUUUUCACCCUUGAUUUUGAUGGCAGUGGCCGGAAAAUACUCUCACAAUACCUGGAACAUAGAUGGGAUAUGUACCUUUUUAUAGUGUAAAUUGGCCAUUUAUAUGAUUCUGACUACUAUCCACUUGAAUAUAUGUAGGAUCUUAAAAUUUCAGAUUUGUUUUCAUUCCAUAUGAGAUUUCAUAAAUUAAGUCUUAGAAGUUUUUAUUUUUGCGAGCCUUGAAAAAUCAAAGCUGUGAGAUGAGUUUAAUAAAAAAAAAAAAUCUCAGAUGAAAUGAAAACAAAUCUGAAAUACUUUUUAUCACAUAAAACAGAAAAUGUACAUUUUGACAUGUACAGAAUGUGGAGGGAAAAAAUAAAUGGAGGCAGUCAUUUUGAUGUACCGUGUCAAAAAUUCAAGACUUAACAUUGUACAAUUACAAUUGAUUUCUGACUGGCGCCAUCAAUAAAAAAUGCUCCAGCGUAUGUUACACUAGUGACAUAAGCAUGCAGUAGUCAGAAUCAUUCGGACUGUGUGUCAGUAUGACAAUAGUUGCUUUCUGUUGCCUAGCUGUGAGUUUGUUCUAUAUUUACAUAUCUCUUCGUCCUUGUGUGUUUAUUUAUUAAUCUUGUGAAUAACAUUAUCUUAAUUGAUAUUAUUUAGAGGUCUAACCCUGUAGGUAAUUAAAUGAGACCAUUUCAGCAAUGAAUCUAUUGAGCGCAAGUGAUGACAUUUAUAUUUUUCCUGUGUGAUUUUUUUUUUUCUAGUGUUCCAUUUGUAUUGUGAGAUUACAUGUUACCUGUAUGUCUUUGAAAUUAAUUGAUCUCAAUCAGACUGACAUUGUUUAACAUUUCAGUUUUUGGUAGAGUAAUUUAUUAAAAUUUCUCCUUCAUAAAUAUGUCGCAUUAAAACACUUCCAGAACUAUCUCUAUUUCCAUAUUUUUCAAUUUGACUGAGUUAUCUCUCUUGCUCGAAAUGCAUAUGGCGUCAUUACAUCAAAUAUAUGUACGAGAAUUGGAUUCUGUAAAAUGUGGAACAAACAUUUCCAACUAAUAUAAUUAUUGUUACUUAAAGUGUGUUGAUUAGUACCUAUACACAAAUAGUGUAUAUCGCUGGAUCUGUUGUUCUGGUCAGAUCAGAAUUGGAAUGUUUAUGCUGUGAAUAAAGUGCACUUUUUUCCUGUUGAAAGAUUGUAAUUAAGUCUUGCAAGUGAAGUUAUCACAGGAAAUACCAUGUAUGGAUGAGUGUUCGUGAACUAGUUUUAAUGACAAGUAUUGUCCAAAAAAAAAAGAA